AUGUUGAAAACAGAAAAGACAUGCGUUGUUUCAGAUUCUACCAUUACCAAGUUUGGAGUUCGUCCUCCUUCUACCUAUUCCAUGAAGAUCCAAAGCCUCUCUCAACUCAAAACUCUCUUCUCUGGUACUGACGGAUACAAGUCCCGUACCUUCUCUUCCGGCAAAUACAACUGGAGAUUGGUUAUAUAUCCGAACGGAAACGAGAAAGACAACGGGACAGGGUUUAUUUCAAUGUAUGUUGAAUUAGAUAGCAAAAGCCUCUCGUCCAAUGUUUUGGCGUAUCUCACCUUCUUCAUCUUCAACAAGAAAGAAAAUAAAUACUUUACUAUUCAAGAUGUUGAAGGAAAGCAGUUCAAUGCAUUAAGAUUGGUGCAUGGGUUUCCGCAAGUACUUCCCCUUGAUACAUUCAAUGAUCCUAAAAACGGUUAUGUCUACGAUGGAGAUCAAUGUGAGUUUGGUGUUGAUGUGAUGGUUCCACUUACCAAUUGGGAAGUUGUCUCAUUUACUCAGAAACCCACCAAUAAAAAGUUCUCUUGGACGCUCAACAAAUUCUCUAAGUUGAAAGAACAUUGCUACGUAUCAAGCAAGUUCUUAAUAGAAGGAAGGAAUUGGUGA
Brassica rapa (field mustard) is the source of this 615-nucleotide messenger RNA. Its product is annotated as ubiquitin carboxyl-terminal hydrolase 12. The record is from RefSeq and is a predicted model, not a curated record. Lineage: Eukaryota; Viridiplantae; Streptophyta; Magnoliopsida; Brassicales; Brassicaceae. Gene Ontology annotation, molecular function: protein binding.